UUCUGGGAAGUGGGCGGAGUUUGUGGUGUGAAUAGGCAGGUGUUCAGAAACUUCCAAGCAGUAUGUACUUUGAGUGCUACAGCUCGUGCUAUCUGUAAUGUCCAGCGAUUAAGAGACUGAUCGGAAUUAAAUCAUUCACACGACUAAAUCUACUUGUCAACUUACAGAUUUUUGUGCUGACUUGGGAUAUGAAAUGGCUGCAGCUCUUUUGUAUUAGGCACAAGGAUGAUGCCUGCUCAGCACUGCUUACAAUAUAGGAUUUUUUCUCCAUUUAGCCAUUACAGUUUACAAUCCCUCAACUUUCCAGAAGAGAACGACGAGACUAUGGAUAAAAUCAGUACUAAGGACGCCAUUUGUGACUCAGACUCCACCGAUUCCCAACCCUUCCACACUGACAGUUGCAUGUCUGAGAAUGAAUCUUCUUUGAGUGCACAGGCUGACUUCACCGAUAUCUGCAGAGACAGAAAGACCAACUACAGACCUUACCAGCCCCCGCUAGGUCUACCCUCCGGCUACAGUCCCCAGACACCCUUUCCCAGUCAGACGGAAGUAUGUCUGAGCACCUUAGAGCCGCACAACGGAGACCUGCUCCACUCGAGUUCAUUGAGCAGCAGUUCGGUGGAAUACCCUAGUGGCAACCUUCCCUCUUGCUUGGUGUCUGGAAAUUACUGCAGUUAUCCUGGUGAUUCCUGCUACUCUUGCUCUCCAGACAGGCACAGUCUGGGAGAGGGGAGUUUAGAACAGCCACGUUCACUGCACUCUAUCCCAACUGCGUUUGCGCCUCACAGCUACUGCAUGCCCCCGCAACCCUGCGCGUCCCGUGGGCCACCCUGCUGUAGUCAGUAUCCUGUGGAUGUGUAUCAGAUGGAUCAUGGCUGUCAUUACAGACCACAUUACCACAUGCCCUGUUGGCCUUCGCGCCUUGAAAACAGCAGACAAUCAGCCUCAGAGUUCACUCACAGCGGCCACACCUCUCCUCACCCUCGAGCUAAACUAACCCCAAGCACAGCCCCUCUAUCCCUGGAGCAAAGGAAGGUGUUUGUUACUUAUGAAGCAGACAGCGAAAAACAUGUCAAAGAGAUCAUCAACUUUGUCGCCCUACUGAGACACAACGGCUUCUACACUCACAUUGACAUGUUUGAACAACAGUUCAAGAGCAUAAGCAAGAUUGACUUCAUGGAGAGAUACAUCAGCGAAAAAGACUAUCUGAUCAUCAUAGUCAUUAGUCCAAAGUACCACGAGACUGUGACCAAUGCCUCGUUUUACAUGGAAAACGAUGAAACACUGAACACUGUCUACAUACACAAGCAGUUACAAAAUGAAUUCAUUCAGAACGGGGCCAGGAAUUACAGAUUCAUCCCCAUUUUGUUUCCUGGUGCCAAGAAGUGCCACGUCCCUUCAUGGCUUCAAAGCACACAAAUCUUCACCUGGCCCAGGGACCGAGAUGACAUUCUUCGUCGACUCAUGCGUGUUGAGAAGUACAACCCUCCACCCAUUGGAGAGCUGCCCACCAUUGUCUCCAUCCCCAUUUAGUUGGUUAGUUUGCUAUGUAGACCCAUUAUAUGUCAGUUAUGAACAGGCCUGUGAUCCGUUGUAAGUUUAUUUGCCCCUCUGAACUACUAGACUGUUUAAUAUGCUAAAACCCCUGAAGUUGUAACCUUUUGUCGUUUAAUUAAUAUUUCACACAUCACGAUUGAUAGUUAGAAUGUGUCCCAACAUGUAGAAGAACUGUAUAAGUAUACUACAUAUGUAGCAGUUCAUCAGUUACAUUACUUUGAGUGUCAUUUUUGAAGUUUCAAAAAUUUGUAUAAACUGUGUGACAUUUUGCCAAAAUUUCACAGGCAAAAAAUAAGGUCCAUUGUCUAUUGUUAAUAGUGUAGAGAUGUAUGAAGCUAAGCAAACCAAGCAGUUUUCUAUUGGUCAACGCCAUCACACAAGGUACCUGAUCUUGUGAAAUCCUACUGAAAUGACUGGAUUUUGAAAAUUCGUAAACGGUGGUAAAUAUAACCACACCUUAAGACUUAAUUACAUUUUCUGUAACAAUAAGAAAAUUUGAUAACACUUUAUUUUAGUGUCAUUAUUACAUAUGUUACAUGUAGUUACUAUAGUAAUAACAAUAAAUUAUGCAGAAUUACAUGCAACUAACCCUAAACCAAACCAAACCAAACCCUAAUCCUAAACCUAUAGUAAGUACAUGUAGUUACUUAAUAUUACUCAGUACUUAAAUGUAUAACUACAGUGUAACAAAGAUACCUUAAAAUAAAGUGUAACUGAAAAUGUUUAA
Molecule: messenger RNA, 2284 nt
Organism: Ctenopharyngodon idella (grass carp)
Lineage: Eukaryota; Metazoa; Chordata; Actinopteri; Cypriniformes; Xenocyprididae
Gene: traf3ip2l
Product: TRAF3 interacting protein 2-like
Exons: 10
Coding region: 226-1533 (435 amino acids)
Biological process (GO): positive regulation of canonical NF-kappaB signal transduction; humoral immune response
Source: RefSeq, a predicted model, not a curated record